This is a messenger RNA of Plutella xylostella (diamondback moth), 1181 nucleotides long. Its product is annotated as lipase member H-A. The record is from RefSeq and is a predicted model, not a curated record. Gene Ontology annotation, biological process: lipid catabolic process. Gene Ontology annotation, molecular function: lipase activity. Lineage: Eukaryota; Metazoa; Arthropoda; Insecta; Lepidoptera; Plutellidae.
UAACCUACACCUUAUCACAUAAGUCAUUUUUAAGAUAUCUGUUAAUAUUUAAUCCAAAUCGGAUAAUUAUUCAGCGCAGUAUCAGUUGAAACAUGGCUGUGCUUGGAUUUGUUGUGGUUUUAGGCCUUUUGGCUGCGUGUUCAGCGCUGCCGGCUGACCCGAUCCUGCGCAAGUUGGACCCGGGCCUCCGCUACCAGUAUGUAGAAGCUGAUGAUGGAGAGCUAAGUCUUCAGGACAUGUGGAUGAGUGUGAGUGACCUGAAGGAGGCCGCGCGGUACGACCCGGACCGACAGAACAUCUACCAUUUGUUUACCAGAGACAACCCGACAGUCAGCCAGCCCCUGCUCCACGGCAGUGACGGUCUGCUCGGCAUCACCAACUACAACUCGCGGCGCCGCACCAUCAUCCUGGUGCAUGGCUGGAGAAGUGGCAUGACUUCAGACUUCAUCACCUCGCUGGUCCCUGCGUUCCUGCGCGCCGAGGACGUGAACCUGAUCGUGCUGGACUGGAACGCGGGCGCCGGCAGCAUCAACUACGCCACCGCCGUCACUAACACCAUCACUUGCGGUGAGAGCCUGGCCCGCUUCAUCAGCUGGCUGAACGCAGCCACCGGAGCCUCUCCCUUCCAGUACCACCUGGUGGGACACUCGCUCGGCGCCCACCUCAUCGGGGUAGCUGGCAGGAAUCUGGGAGGACAACUGGCUUACCUUACUGGUCUGGAAGCGGCCCUGCCCGGCUUCAUCACCAACGAUGACAGAUUCCGACCGGACGACGCUCGAUACACCGAGGUGAUCCACACCAACGCCGGCGUGCUGGGCUACCUGACGGAGCUGGGCCACGUGGACUUCUACCCCAACGGGGGCGUCAACAUGCCCGGCUGCAGCUCGCAGGAGUGCGACCAUGCCAGGUCAUACUUCUACCUAGCCGAAUCCCUGACCACGGGAGGGUUCACGGGCACCCGCUGCGCGUCCUACGCCGGCGCGCUCACCGGCAACUGCCUGUUGUGGGGACGCCUGCAGAUGGGCGGGCUCGUGCCUAAGACUGGGUCUUCCGGCAUUUACUACCUGGAAACCAACGCUUCUCCUCCAUUCUCCAAGGCUUGAGAAGAUAAAAUCAAACUGAAAUAUGAAUACUGAAUACUGGGUAUGCCAGUAAAAUAAACGCAUAUUUGUAAAAAAUAA